Messenger RNA from Astrephomene gubernaculifera, 3784 nucleotides. The record is from the annotation of a GenBank genome assembly. NCBI's taxonomy places the organism in Eukaryota, Viridiplantae, Chlorophyta, Chlorophyceae, Chlamydomonadales, Astrephomenaceae.
GACGCGCCUACCUCCGCCGUUGGGACCGACUGGAGGUCUGGAAACAUGUGCCAUGGCACGGUCGACGUGGCUACGGGUACUACACUCUCAAAUGGGGUAAUGCUGGAGGCCUCCCUUCGCGCUGCCGAGCCGGGCGGCAGCGGAACCAAACGGAGCGGCGCCGACCACGGGUCCCCCAGCAGGAUCCCCAGCUCUGAGGCCUCCCUUCGCGCUGCCAAGCCGGGCGGCAGUGGAACCGAGCAAAGAGGCGCCGACCACAGGUCCCCCAGCAGGAUCCCCAGCUCUGAGGCCUCCCUUCGCGCUGCCAAGCAAGCCGGGCGGCAGCGAACCAAACAGAGCGGCGCCGACCACAGGUCCCCCAGCAGGCUAGGAGCCCCAGCCCCGAGGUGAGCAUGCUGGUGUCGCAGCCCUCGCACCCUUCUGCGGUGCAGCAUCUUGUUUAUUGCUGGCCGCGGCCGAAGGAGUGUCCUAUCCAUCAGUGUGCGCCCCUCCCCGCUCCAACACGCACUUACUUUGCCAUUUACAAACGCUGCCGCCCCGCCCCGGCCUCCACCCCUCUCCCCCGCCCAUUCCCGCACUCUGCUUCCAUACAUGCAGGCCUCCCUUCGCGCUGCCAAGCAAGCCGGGCGGCAGUGGAACCGAGCGAAGAGGCGCCGACCACAGGUCCCCCAGCAGGAGCCCCAGCCCCGAGGUGAGCAUGCUGGUGUCGCAGCCCUCGCACCCUUCUGCGGUGCAGCAUCUUGUUUAUUGCUGGCCGCGUCCGAAGGAGGGCCCUAUCCAUCAGGAGCGCCUUGUAGAUUAGGGACAGCGAGUGGCAGGGUGAUUGAGAGGGACGUCGUGCUCGGGACAGCACCCCAGCUAACUGGUCUCCUCAACCGAUGCAACCCCCCCCCCCCACACACACACACAUGCACGCAUUCUUACUUUACCCACCUCCCUCCCCAUGCAGCCCACACAUGCAUGCAAGUACCCCCGUACUCGCCCCCUCACCCCAUGCAACCAACAUACGCACCCAUGCAAGCACGUUCCUACUCGCGGCCAGUUUUCUCAACACAUGAAAGCAAGCCCGCUUUACUCACCCCCUCACCACCUGUAGCCCACACACACAUUCCAGCUUAAAGCGCCCUCUCGCCCCAAUCCGCCCACACACGCAUGCAAGCACGCUCGCUCAACUCGUCCCCUCACUCAAUGCAACCCGAGCACGAAGGCAUGCAAGCACUCCAACAAUAAUCGUCCCCUUGCCCCGUGCAACCUGCAUACACAUGCACGCAAUCCUGCUUCACACACCCCAUCACCCCAUGCAACUCAGACACGCAUGCAUGCAAGCACUCCUACAUUAGUCGCCCCAUUGCCCCAUGCAAUUCAAACCCAAACGCAUGGAAGCACUCCCACAUUACACGUCCCCGCGCCCCUUGUAGCCCCCACACGCAUGCACGCACUCCCGCUCACACAUCUUUUCACCCCAUGCAACCCACGCACGUGCGCAAGCCAGCACUCUCACAAUACUCGCCCCCUCGUCCCGUGCAACCCACGAACGCUUGCACGCACCCCCUCUUCAAGUGCCCCCUCGCCCCAUGCAACUCAGACACGCAUGCAUGCAAGCACUCCCACAUUACACGUCCCCUUGUAGCCCCCACACGCAUGCACGCUUUACUCGCCUAUUCACCCCAUGCAUCCCACGCACACACGCAUGCCAGCACUCUGACAGUACAUGCCCCCUCAUCCCGUGCGGCCCACACACGCUCAACAUUCCCGCUUCAAGCGCCCUCUCGACACAUGCAGCCGAACGCAUUAGCACUCCCACAUUACUCGCCCCAUGCAUCCUGCUUCACGUGCCCCCUCGUCCCGAGCAACCCACACACGCACACCCCAUGCAACCCAUACAUGCACGCCUUCAAGCCCCACAACUUUACUCACCGCCUCACAACCUGCAACCCACACACGAAUGCAAGCACCCCCGCUUUACUCGCCCCCUCGUCCCGUGCAACCCGCACACGCAUGCAUGCACUCCAGCUUUACGCGCCCCUCACCCCAUGUGCAACUCAGGCACGCAUGCAUGCAAGCACUCCCACAGUAAUCGCUUCAUCGAACACAUGCCCAAAGGAAACCAAACAAGGGACGAAACACGCAAAACCCAAAUCACACCCAAACUCUACACCACGCCCCACACAAGUUGCGACGGCCCCCCCCAGGCGUGCCCCGCCAUGUUAACUUAAGUUUUGGAUAUGUAAGAAACAUAUGGCCGCUUUCUGACAUGGCAGAAUGGCCGAGUGGUCUAAGGCGCUGUGUUUAGGUUCAUAAACCCCGCAGUCCGAAAGGGCGCAGGUUCGAACCCUGCUUCUGUCAAAGUUUUGGUUUUACCCGUGCCAAGCAAGAGGAAUUAGGCUAGGCAGGCGGGGAGGGGUUCUGACCUGUUUUUUGCCAAACAGCAUGCUAAGACGUCAGGAAAAGGGUGCAGGGGGGAAAACCCCGGGCUUACGGCGGGGGCCGACAGUGGGCCCAGCAAUCCCAGUGGACACGCAGCAGCUCCUCGACCCAGCCGCCCAAGUAAUGCGUCUUCCGACAUGACGGCCCCAGGGUAGUCGAGCACUGCCCCGGGAUACACCUGCGCAGCGCUGCAACGAGUAAGAAAGGCCCGCAGCACAGGCCGAACCUGAAACAGUAUGCCAAAGGCCUACCGACCUCCGUAACAGGCUGCAAGCCCGGUCCCAGAACGGGAAAGUCCAGCCCCCACGAAGGCGCCGGGUCGGCGGACCCGUUGCCGGGAAACCCAAGGUCAACAGCCGUUCCCGGAUGCAGAGGAAUAUUUUCCGUUAUGCCCUGAGUGUAGGCCCGAAGGAAUUACUCGAGGUAGAUUACAUACAUAGGGCGCUCGCUACCCCUUACCGCCACAGAAAAGUUCAGUGCUCCAGGUGGAGAAGCCGGAAGGCAUCUUAACAAACUAACGAACUCGUCGUAUGAGAGGCCCGCUACUCCGUUCGUGCACACCCCUGCACCUGCAUGCUUGACUCUUCUCCCUCUUGGUUGCCCCACCCAUAUCUAACACUGGAUGCUGGCAAUAAGACAUGGUGUUUAUACAGUCAUUUAUGGUAUAUUUACGUCGUGUUUUGCUAAGAAAGGGUCUCGCACGAUGCAUACUGUGUACGUCAGGCUAGUUAGGGUCUUUCAUAAGCACAUUAUUGCCGCCGGCAAACAUACAGCAUGAAUGAUAUACAUAUAUAUAAACAUAUAUACAUAUAUAUAUGUGUGUGUGUCUUCCUUCCACUUGCCAGGUAUAAGGUGCAGAAUAACAUGCCUGGAAAUUAAAGGAAAAUGCGACUGGGACAUGCAUGCCGGCACAUAAUGUUUCAGUGCAACUCCAGUUACAUAUCUGAAAGCAUUUAGGAAUCCCAUCGUAAUUAAUAAAGCAUUUGGGGCAGGGUGCAUCACAUUGCUGCACACUUUCUAUCUUACCCCUGGACUACAAAAAUCGUAAAUUGUAAUCGCAGACACCAUAGUAGUGUGCAAAAGCGCCUCUCGUGGGGGUCGAACCCACGACCACAAGGUUGCAUUCUGUUUGCGAUCUGCUUUCUUAAAAGCCUUGCGCUCUACCACUGAGCUAGAGAGGCGUAGUGUCCUACAUGGUUGCUACCCUCCUUUAUAGGGCGUGGGUGAUGUUUGGCCCGCCCAUGGUUCCUCGCGCUACGCGAGGCCCAAGCCAGGGAAGCAAGGGAACACCCUAAGUGACACCCCGGCAAAGUAUCCUAAGCAUUCUAAACCGCCAUUACAUUUGCGCAUUCCAGCC